AGGCGCUGCAGCCGGGCCUCGUGCAGCGCACCUUCACCGACGAGGAGCUCCAGAGCGCGUUCACGACGUUCGACUUGGACAAGAACUCGUUCGUUGGCGCCUCUGAGCUCGCCACCAUGCUCAAGCUUGCUGGGGUGCCGGCGACGGACAGGGAGAUCGACGAGAUGAUCCGGCUCUGCGACAAGGCCGGCGACGGCCAGGCGGCUGUUCAAAGCCACAAGCUGUCGCAGUCGCAGACGGCUGCCCCGCAGGUGCCCAGGAGCAAGCGAACUCUAGCUGCCAGGGCGAGAGGCUCCAAGAGCAAGACUGCCACGGACUACCAGGCGCGUGCAACCUUGGGGCAAGCGAAGAUGUUCGAGCAGCCCGGCCAGGGCGUCGCAGUGUCCGCGGACAAGCGACCACUGAAGUCCGAUGGCCCGACCCGCGGCAUGACGGUAGAGAUGCUGGUUAAGAAGCUCUCGGGCGGCCUCGGCAAGAUCAAGCCUUCGCAGAUCAAGAAGGUCUACAAGAGAUUCCAGGAGAUCGAUACCGACCAGAGUGGCGCCAUCGAGUACGAAGAGUUCAUCGUCGCGCUGGAGAUGGACGAUACCAGCGUGGCCAAGCAGAUGUUUAGGGUAUUCGACAUGGACGGUUCGGGCCGCAUCGAGCUGAAGGAGUUCAUCGUCGUGCUGUCCCGGUACACGUCCGCAGCCCAGAGCGAGAAGAUGAAGUUCGCGUUCAUGAUGUUCGACGAGGA
Messenger RNA from Prorocentrum cordatum, 736 nucleotides. NCBI's taxonomy places the organism in Eukaryota, Dinophyceae, Prorocentrales, Prorocentraceae. The record is from the annotation of a GenBank genome assembly.